AUGGCAACAGCUUCUGCAAUUUCAAGAAAUGUACCUUUUGUUCUUCCCAUAUACAAUUCUUCAAGAAUUUCCCAUCUAAAUCAUCUAAAUAUUGGCAAAAAUCCGAGAAACAUCCGAUCAAAAUCUCUAGCAGUAGCUUCUGAUGAUCCUCAGAAAAGUCACUCCAAUCGGAGUGUUAUUGUUAAAUCUAUGGAAUCAACCAGUGGUUCAACCUCUACUGGCAUUCUAAGCAUGGUGUUUAAAGUGUUGCAUUUAAUAGUUUCACUUGGAAUCAUACUGGCCAUGGAUCAAUAUUUGAAGAAAGCAUUCAUAGCAGCUGCCAUCAAGUUCCCAAGUGCUCUAUUUGGGAUGUUUUGUGUAUUCACCAUUUUAAAUGUUCUUGAUUUCAUUGUCCCUGCCGCGGCAACUGGCUUGAUGAACUUCUUUGAGCCUGCGCUUCUGUUUAUUCAGAGGUGGCUUCCAUUGUUCUAUGUACCUUCUCUGGUGGUCUUACCUCUGGCUGUUAAAGAUAUUCCUGCAGCUUCUGGCCUCAAAAUUGUUUUCAUUAUAGUUGCGGGUUGGCUGGCUUCACUCUCUGUUGCAGGUUUUACAGCUAUAGCAGUGAGAAAGAUGGUAAAGACUGAAAUGAUACCAGCGGAGCCUAUGUCAAAGCCUUCUCCAUUUUCUUCAUUGGAAUUGUGGACAUGGAGUGCGAUUUUUCUUAUAUCAUUUGUGUCCGCAUUUCUAUACCCCACGGUGCUUGGAACAAAUGCCAGAACAUGCCUGCCUUUUCUCCUCUCCUCUACUGUAUUAGGCUAUAUAAUUGGUUCUGGGCUUCCAUCUGAUGUGAAGAAGAUUUUCCAUCCCAUUAUUUGCUGUGCACUAUCGGCAGAUCUUGCAGCAUUGGCUUAUGGACAGCUUUCACAGUCGGGACUUAAUUCUGUUUUAGGAUAUUAUCUUACAAAGGCCUCAUCUAAUCCUGGAGCUGGCGAUAUUCUAAUGGGAUUUCUGGGAUCAGUAAUUAUCUCCUUUGCCUUCUCAAUGUUCAAACAGAGAAAGCUUGUUAAGAGGCAUGCUGCAGAAAUAUUCACCUCUGUCAUCCUUUCAACUGUGUUUUCUUUGUAUUCAACUGCUCUCGUUGGUCGCCUUAUUGGAUUAGAACCAGAUUUAACUAUAUCCGUUCUACCAAGAUGCAUAACUGUUGCACUCGCUCUCAGCAUCGUCUCCUUUUUUGAAGGUGCCAAUUCAUCUCUAACUGCUGCUGUCGUUGUACUUACUGGACUGGUCGGUGCUAAUUUUGUUCAAACUACGCUGGACAAAUUUGGCUUCCAAGAUCCUAUUGCUCGAGGAAUUGCAACUGCAUCGAGUGCACAUGGACUGGGAACAGCAGCAUUAUCGGCGAAGGAACCCGAGGCUCUUCCAUUUUGUGCGAUUGCUUAUGCCCUUACUGGCAUUUUCGGUGCCAAUUCAUCUCUAACUGCUGCUGUCGUUGUACUUACUGGACUGGUCGGUGCUAAUUUUGUUCAAACGACGCUAGACAAAUUUGGCUUCCAAGAUCCUAUUGCUCGAGGAAUUGCAACUGCAUCGAGUGCACAUGGACUGGGAACAGCAGCAUUAUCGGCAAAGGAACCCGAGGCUCUUCCAUUUUGUGCGAUUGCUUAUGCCCUUACUGGCAUUUUCGGUUCUUUGAUUUGCUCUGUUCCAGCUGUUAGACAAAGCUUGCUAGCAAUAGUUGGCUGA
Molecule: messenger RNA, 1719 nt
Organism: Fraxinus pennsylvanica
Lineage: Eukaryota; Viridiplantae; Streptophyta; Magnoliopsida; Lamiales; Oleaceae
Source: the annotation of a GenBank genome assembly